CUAUUUAAAUAAUCUACGGGGUGAGGUCAUCCGUUGCGCGCCAGACCGGGAGUCCCGAGCGAGCAAACGGAGGAGCAGCCGGAGCCCCGAGAGCGGCUCAAAGAAGCCGGAGGAGCAGGUGGGAGUCAGAGACCGUAGCCGUAGCCAGAGAGCGGCUCGAAGAGCCGGAGGAGCAGGUGGGAGGCAGCGAGCCUGAGGCCCGAGCGCGGCUCUUGGAGCAGGCCCAUCCUGGGCCCCGACAGCGGGCAGCGGCCUAGGCCGUGCCUGGAGACCGAUUCGAUGGGGAAGAAAACGCGAAUCGGCCUGCAACAGAGCCGGCGUCGGCCCAUCCUACAACUGGAGUCCGAUCACAAGAAGGAGGACCGCGGCUCGGGUUCAGAGGAUGAGCAAGAAGAUGGGUCGGAUCAAUUUGUUAAUUCAAGUUCAAGCAAUGCAAAUAAUGGGACAACAAAAGAUACUGCAGUCCGGACCACAGGUGGACUGGGCUUGCUGGGUGCUUACACGGACAGUGACGAUGAGGAUAAUCCUGAUGCUGAGCCCCAGGAGCCAGUGCCCCGGCCCACUAAGCCUGCAGACAUCGACAGCACAUUGGCAAAUUUCAUGGCGGAGAUUGAUGCAAUUACAGCUCCUAUGCCUGUUUCUGAGUCGGCCUCUUCCACUAAGGCACCAGCCCCAACACCCACACCACCUCGGCCAGAACCCAAACUUGUGCCGAAUGCUCAAAAAGCUGCAAACAACCACAUUGACAGUGAAAUGAAUGCUCUGGUGGUGAGCGAUAACAUGACAGCUGAGUGGCACUAUGAUACACAAUAUUCAUUGGCUGGAGUUAAUGUGGAGAUGGGUGACUGGCAAGAGGUGUGGGAUGAGAAUACAGGCUGUUACUAUUACUGGAACAUACAAACCAAUGAAGUGAUGUGGGAACUACCUCAGUACCUGGCCACUCAGCUUCAAGGACUCCAUUACCAGGCCAGUUCCGUGGUCCUGUCUGCUAGUGAAGUGGAGAGCAGUUAUCAACACAUGGGUGUCUAUCACCAUGACCAAACACUGACAAAGCCUGAUGUCAGAAACCUGAAGAAGAAGGAAGUUAACGAAAGUGUAUUUGCACUGACUGUUGAUAAGGAGGAGCGAUCAGGUGUUGCUGCAUCCUUGCUGGCUCCGCUCAUCCCUGAGGAAGUGAAGAAAGCAGAGGAAAAGUGGCGGAAGAAAUUGAUUUGCCAGGAAGAACCAGAAGAGGUGGUGGUGGUGGAGGAGGAGAAGGAUGCUGGUGGGGACACUGUGCACGCCGAAGAAGCCCCUCCGGAGGAUCAGCAGACCUUGGACCCCUCCCAGGAGAGUGUGGAGGAUGAGGAGGAGGGGGUGGAAAAAGAGGAGGAGGAGGAGUAUACACGAGAGCUGGAACUGGUGCUGGAGAGAAAAAAGGCAGAGCUGCGAGCGCUGGAGGAGGGUGAUGCCAAUGGGUCGAGUCCACGGUCUGAUUGCAGCCAGGUUAUGGUGCAGGAUGGGCAGGUGUCCGAGAGCAGUAAGCAUGUCCACAGGAAGGGGAAGUGGCAGGCACUUGCUCGCACCUUCAGUCCUGAAUCUGCUAGUCGUGAUUUAAACAACCUGGAACAGGACACAACCCCGGAAGAAGUGCAUUCCACAGAACCUGCGCCUGAGAAACCCAACAGCGAUGCUGAAGAAGGUGACGUGGACCUUGAAGAGUCUGCAGAAAACGCGGCAGCUGCGCCAAAACCACCUCCAGAGGAAAAGGAUGAUGAAUGUGAACUAAAGGUUUUUGAUCAGUUUCAGAUUGCUGAACUGGCAAACACUCUUUCCAGUAAACUGGAAUUCCUGGGAAUUAGCAGACAGUCUAUCUCCAACUUUCACUUCCUGCUGCUCCAGAUCGAGACUCGAAUAUCAGACUGGCGAGAAGGAGCACUGAAUGGCCAAUAUCUCAAACGUAAACUGCAGGAAGCUGAUUUACAGAUUAAACACUAUGAAUCUAAUGCAUCCCCAAAAGGCUGGUCCUGCCAUUGGGACAGGGAGCACCGGCGGUAUUUCUAUCUCAAUGAACAGACGGGCCAAUCGCAGUGGGAGUUCCCAGACGUGGAAGAGGAGGAGGAGGCAGCCGAGAGUACAUCGAGGCUGACUGGUGGCAAAAAUAUGCUCAGCGCUCCAGUGGGAGAGAGUGCAGAUCCCACAAAUCCAGAGCUAUCUGCGGGUCAAGGUUCUGCAGGAACUGCUGCCCAGCCACCCCCACCCCCUCUUCCUCCUCAACCCCCCCUUCCCUUGGAUCUCCCGCCCCCCCCCCCCCACCUCCACCUUCCUCCCCUCCACCCCCACCCCCCCCCCCCACCACCCCCUCCUCCUCCCCCUCCAAGUGAUGACGGCGACAUACAAGAAGUGGAGAUGGAAGUGGAGAGCAAAGAGCCGCCAGCACCAGGAACAGAAGAUGAUUGUUUGGAAAGGCCCCCUCUCUCCAUCGUUCCGGUUACAACAGUCCAGCCUCCAGCAGUAAAGAGUAAUUCUGCUUCAAGCACUCCUUCAAAUCCACCAGCCUCUGGUCAAGCGGCCAAACCUGGCAAGCGGAAAGCAGCAGUGCUGACUUCCCUGGCAAUGCCACGGAACAUCACCAUUGGAAGCAAUCCUGUCCUCUACAGUCAGUCAGCCAUGCUCGCAGGUCCACAGAUGCUGGCCACAAUGAUGUCUGUUCCUCAAAUGCACCAGCCCAUGCCUGCCCCGAGACCUCUUCUCCUGCCCAGACCAACCCACCUAGUGCGGAUACCACGCCCUAUUCCGCCACAUCAAAUACCAGUUGCGCCAGCUAUUCCGCAGCCUCCACAAGUACCAGAGGUGCUCCCAGCUCCCGCAGUGGCUCAAGCAACCGAGAAGAGCAAGAAGGUGAAAAAAGACAAGAAUAAGAAGAGUAAAACGAAGAUGCCGUCAUUGGUGAAAAAGUGGCAGAGCAUUCAGCGGGAGUUGGAUGAGGAUGAGCAAUCGAGCUCCAGUGAGGAUGAGCAGAGAACAGUUCAGGCGCACAAGCGGAUUGAGGAGUGGAAGCAGCAUCAGCUGAUAAGUGGGCAAGCUGAGAAAAACGCCAACUUUGAAGUGUUACCAGACGACUGGCGAGAGAGACUGAAGAGGAGGAAAAUGACUUCAAACUCUUAACAUUUUAAGUUUUGUACUGUGUGUAAACUAUUUUUCUACCUUUAUACAGAACUGUUUAUAUUUGUGUAAAUCACUGAAAGUGAGUUAGAUAGUAGGUCUGUGAGCCGUUCAGUGCAUGAGCAUAUUUGGUGAAUUGUACCCUGCUUUCAAUUUUCUAGUAUUGAGCUAUUAAAAAAAGAAACUCCAUAUAAUAAAAUGAUGUGCAUCCCAGUUGUGAACUAAUGGUGCCCAUUUGAAGUUUCAUAUGUGCUGUACAUUUGUAUAUAGCAAUAAACUUUUUUUUACAAUA
Molecule: messenger RNA, 3436 nt
Organism: Leucoraja erinaceus (little skate)
Lineage: Eukaryota; Metazoa; Chordata; Chondrichthyes; Rajiformes; Rajidae
Gene: fnbp4
Product: formin binding protein 4
Exons: 18
Coding region: 280-3147 (955 amino acids)
Molecular function (GO): protein binding
Source: RefSeq, a predicted model, not a curated record